UCAGCCGAGGCGGAAAGUCUCGCAGAGGAGGCGCGGGAGGUUUAACGGCGUCAGUCAUGGACCGGUAUCUGCUCUUCCUCAGUUGGCGGCUUCGGCGGGGCCAGACGGGUCCCGGAGGCUUUUCAGGUUUGACAGCUGAAAAUAUUUAUAACUUGCUAAAAAAAACCUGCAAUCCCUCUCUAAAGGCAACAUUUGAAACUUUCCCAGCAUGUUCUCUUACUGGGAUUCCAUAUGUGAAAGAAUGGUAUUUUGCAAUUCAGUCAAUAUGUGGAUUUUCCCAGUUUUCUAGUACUGACUGGGAGGACAUCAGUUUUGAUGAAGAGACAGAUCAAAGCAAAAGCUCUAUUCGAAGAAAUAUUGAAGAAUAUCUUGGCGAUCAACAUGUGGAGGAAGAAGACAAUAAUUGGGAAUCUGUGUCACUCAUUGAUACUUGGCAAAGAUUUGCAGAAUAUCUUUCUGCUGAUAUCUUAGCUCUUGAAAACUUAAAAGACAGUAUUGAUUCAAGGGAACUGUGGAGAGGAAAGAUUCAAAUCUGGGAACAAAAGUUUGGAUCUGAAAUCGCAUUUCCAGAUUUUUGUAUAAAAGGCACUGCAUCUGGACGGCCAUUCAGCCCCGUCUGCUUAAAUACUUUCUCUGCUGCUGCUGAAAAUAAACGGUCAAAGAAUACCAAUAUUCGCUGUGCAGAGGUGUUCCAUUAUUACGGACCGGCUUUAAAAUUUGUACAGAUGGUGCUGUUGAGUCAACUGCCAGCAUGUUUAGUAUCAAACCUCCAGUUUGAGCUGACUUUGGCUAGAACCGAUGCCGAGAAGAAGUCUCGACUCUUGUGGGAUCAGCUUUCUUCUCUACAUGGAAAGGUAGGAGCUUUAUUUGUACUGCCUUGCAGUAUAAGCAGUAUGCUGAAUCCCGUACCCAGCCAGCUAAGUACAAAAAAAUGGAAGGAAUGCAUAGCUGAAAAACACAAAGGUCUCGGCAUUCCAGAAGUUGAACUUAAAGGAGAAACGUGCAAUUAUUAUUUCUUGGUACAAGGCAACGGCUAUGGAGGAUGUAAAGCAACAAUAAUCUAUUCAGCCAAUCAGAUCAAUGGCUCUGUCACCCUUGCAGAAAGCAUAGGAAAGCUGAGGACAGCAGACGAAGAAAGAGAAGCAGGUUUCUUUGAAGAGUUUCUCAAAGUUUUCCCGCAUUUUUAUGGAGAACAGAUUUUACAAAGAGAGAAGAAACUGGCUCAGUUCCAAAGACAGAUUUUGAAUCACUGCCUGAAGAGAGAGAUGUUUGCUGGGCACCUACCUGUAGCUUUAAAGAAUGAACUGAAAUAUCUAUUUGCCUACAGCAGGGAACGUUUUUUUGAAUUAUGGAAGGUUAGCCAUCCAAGUACUGCUUAUCCAGGAGCAAUGAUUAAACCUAGAGAUGAAGAUGCCAUUGAUGAACCAAAGCUAAAAGAUUCAGAUCCGUUGAAGUGGCCCGAAAGAAAUGUUCUACAGAACUUAGAAAAUUUGGAGAAGAUGAAGCAAAGAACAAGAGUUUCUGAACAGCUGUUGGGCCAUAAAAAUGGCCAGAAGGAUUCAGCAUUACUUGAUGCUAGAGAGAUGCUUAAGUACUUCACUGCAGAAGGCUUGCCUGUUGGAGAUCUGCAGCCCUUAUACAUUCCAAAAAGUGCUUUUUUGACACCUGAACUGACACCUCGAAAACUGAGAGCUUUACCAUUUGAAAAAGCUGCCGGCUGCCAUUACCACGGUCUUGAGUACUGCCUCGACAACAGAAGAGCUUUGGAAAGAGACGGGGAGUUUGCUGAACUUCAGUCUCGGCUUAUCCGUUUUGAAACUCAGACCACCUGCACGAAGGAGUCUUGCCCUGUGCCCUGGGUCUUGAGUCCCCUGCCAUCCCCGGCGGUUUUGUCUGAGCCUGGAAGUGUCCCUGAUGGAGAAUCUUCACAAAGAGAACUCCAAAUGGAAACAUCUAAGCUAAAACAGAGAUCAAAAGAUGUAGAGAGCUUUUGUUCCAGCAACAAAAGAUUACUGCAGUCUGAAAGCACAGAUUCUGGCUUGUCCCAGGCGAGCAGAAUCCGCAAGAGUCACCAAGCCACGGUUGUCCCAAAGAAGUGCUUGAAGACUUCAACCUCUCUGCCCUCUACGGCUGACAAAUCUUCUCAGAAUUGGGUGGUGAACAAAGAAACUUCCAGGAGCAACCCAGCAAGCCAGAACUGUAAUAAGGAAUCAGAGACAUCAAAGCUCGGAAAGGAAUCGAGAUCUCAGAAGCAUACGCGGAUGCUGAAGGACAUAGUGAUGAGUACUCUUGAGAAGCAUGGCAUUGCAAGAGACCACAAGUGCUUCACAACAUGCAGUCAACGUUUAUUUGAAAUAUCCAAGUGUUACUUAAAGGAUUUGAAAACAUCUCGAGGUCUGCUGGAGGAAAUGAAAAAAGCUACUAACGGCAAUGUUCAACAGGUCAUUGAUUGGGUUUUAGAAAAAAACAAGGAGAAGUGACAUAAGUAAGUGCAGCACACUCUGAGAACAACUUAAAAGUGUCUUAUUGGUAGAUAUGUCUAAAGCUUGGCAGUACCUGCCACGCAAUGCUUUCAAACCUCUUGAGAUAAUUAAAUUGAAGUUAUUUGUGUUGUAAAAAGUUUCUACUAGAAUAAAAAGGAUUUCUUAGGCUAUCUUUCCCAUCUGCAUGAUUUGAACGUUGCUUAGCUCUGUAAACAUAAUUUUUUUAUUAUAUUCAAAUGUGCAGAAUGUCUGGUUAAAUUAGUUAAUAGUUCGUUUAAAUAACUUGAAAGUAUUGCUUAGCAAGUACUUUUUAAAACCAGGCAUUUCAACCGUUUUAAAGAUGAGGGACACAUGAAAUUCUAAAGAAAUACCACGACUGUCAGGAAAAACUAUUUUGAGAGUGGUUGCAAGUCACAGCUCAGUCACUUUACAAGACAGUAAACUAUCCAGAUUAAAAGGUAAGCAACUUGAUAUCAAGAUCUUAGGAAAAAAAGGAGGAAUAACUCAAAACACGGAAGCAUUUAAAUUCAGUUCUUUCCCUGAAUUAUUCUUUACCUCUCAUUCCGUCCUUCAAGUAUAAUUCUGACUAGUGCUCUGUUCAAAUAGACCAGGAUGUUAUCCCAUCCUUGAAUGUAUAGAUUCAAUAUAGAUUUAUAUGUGUGAAAUACCAGGAGGUUGAUACUCCUUUCAAUGAACUAAACUAUUGAACAGUAG
Ahaetulla prasina is the source of this 3197-nucleotide messenger RNA. RefSeq names its product MDM2 binding protein (gene MTBP). The transcript is spliced from 20 exons. Gene Ontology annotation, biological process: regulation of protein ubiquitination; protein localization to kinetochore; traversing start control point of mitotic cell cycle. NCBI's taxonomy places the organism in Eukaryota, Metazoa, Chordata, Lepidosauria, Squamata, Colubridae. Gene Ontology annotation, cellular component: kinetochore. Bases 57 to 2480 code for a protein of 807 amino acids. The record is from RefSeq and is a predicted model, not a curated record.